Molecule: messenger RNA, 2867 nt
Organism: Erythranthe guttata (spotted monkey flower)
Lineage: Eukaryota; Viridiplantae; Streptophyta; Magnoliopsida; Lamiales; Phrymaceae
Source: RefSeq, a predicted model, not a curated record
GAUAUGUAAAUACAGUAAAAAACAAGGAGGGUAAAAGCGACAAUAAUGCCACUGUCCCACGUCCCACCACCACUUUCUCUCUCUAGAAACUAAUAAAAAGGAAUUCUUGAAUAUCUUCUUUAAUUUUUCUCUCUCUCUCUUAAUACGCAUAUUCAGAGUGGGUUGUGAUUAAUUAAUUAAAUGGUGCAAGCAAAAUCUACUUUUUGGUGCGGAGAUCAGAAGAAUUUGAUGCUUUGAUGUGGUUGUUCAUGGUUGGAUUGUUGAAGGAAAAAAGGUGCAAUCUUUAAGUGGGGUUUUCUUAAUUUUGGGGAUUUUUAAUUUCUUGAAAUUAGAAAGGAAAGAGGGAUAUUAAUUAGCAGAUGUUAUCCAGUGAUGAGAGGGUUUCUGCUUGUAAUAAUCAGCACCAGUUUGAGGUAGAUCUGUUCAACCCACUUCCCAAAUUCUCCAUUAGAGAUUACGUGUCGAGUACACGGGACGAAGAUAUCGAGACUCAUUGGCCGUUUUCUUCGAAAAGCUUGCAUCUUUGUCUGAACCACGGUGUGAAGGAUGUGUUGCCACCUUUUCAGACAAUUGAAUCUGUAAGAAAUAUUCCUCUGAAAUUCGAUUCUGUCGAUGUCGUCGGCCGAAAGCUAGAUUCGGAUAUUGAGAACAGCCAAUCGAGUUUGUUUCUUGAAGAUAAAGAAUAUCCAUUACCAACCAAUACGGUCGAAAUCAAUACUAAAAACCCGGUGAAAAAGUGCAGAUUGACUGUACAAUCGAGCAACUUCUCCGAACCAAAGUCGAAGGAAGACACGAUUAUUAUGACGACAAUGGCUUCAAAAGUGUGCCCGGUUUGCAAGAAAUUUACGUCCUCUUCGAACACUACUUUGAAUGCUCAUAUUGAUCGAUGCCUUUCCGAGGAAUCGAAAGUCGAACAUACUGCAGAUUCGAGAGUGAUGGUUAAGCAUAGAAUGAAGCCUCGAAAAACGAAACUGAUGGUGGAUAUAUACGCAACAUCGCUCAGCUCUACGUUAGAGGAUCUCGAUCGAAGAAACGGGACGAAAUGGACUUCAUCGAAUUUGGAUUUUUCAGCACAUCAUGAAGAGAAGAAUGAUGCUGUAUAUUAUGACUCUAAUGGCACAAAGCUUCGUAUUUUAUCCAAGUUUGUCGAAAGAGAUCGUAAAGAAAGCAAGCUUGUUUCGACCAAGAAGAAUAAGUAUCUUGCUCGGAGAAACACGAUUCCGAAGGUCAACGUUAAUGGCGAGGAAAGAAAAUAUCCUUCUGAAGACGACGAGGAUUCGGCAAAACAGCCACGAAAAGUCGAACAUCAGCUGGAAUCCAACGAUUUCGGAAUGAUAAAGCAAUGGGUGGGGUCCACCAAAAGAACUGGUCUUAAAAAGAAAAUAAAUCCGGAGCAAGAAAAUCAGCAUCGAGACAUAAUCAUGAAGGACUUACAAGCAAAUUAUAGACUUCCAUCGGUUGUGGAUAAGUUAAACAAGAGGACGAGCGACUCGAGUUUAUCUUCUCGGCACAACAAGAAAAUCAGAAGUACUAUCAGUCCAAGAAUCGUGAACUCUGAGCGCCGCCAGCAUUACACGUCAGCAUCGGGUGACGUGGCAGCGGAAGAACCGGUGAAAAAUGCAGCUCAAAUGGAAAAAGCUUCAUCAAGUAGUAGUCAUAGAGUUGAGAAGAACGUUGACCAUGGUCCAGCUGGCACAUCCACUGUCGUCCUAGAUCAUGCCAUAAAGGAGGUUGAAAAUCGGGAUGAAUUUGUUUGUGGGCCCAUUAAUCCGAAUAAUAAUAUAGGUUUUGGUGAGUCUUUGAUCAGUUCUGGUUUUCUUGUAAUUAAUGGUGAUGAAGAAGGGCAAGGAAACUAUAACUUUGCUGAAGUGGAUCCGAUACCGAUACCUGGUCCGCCAGGCUCGUUUUUGCCGAGCCCCGAGCGUAUUCCCUCGACAGUACUUCAGGCAAAUAGUUCAUCACUAACCACAUGCAGAGUGCAUUCCUUCGAAAACGAGCAUGAAUUGGUGGAAAGGGAUUCAUCGGAUUCUCCAAUUUCUGCUGUAUCUAACUCUGUUCCUCAAGAAUCGAAACUUGACGAUGAGUCAUCAUCAUCGAGGGCGAAUUCGGUAUUUCACGAAACGAAUAGCAAGAACGGUCAACCUUGCUGUAGUUCAAGAAAGGAGGGCGUUUUAGUAACUGAUCAAUACAGUCCAUCGUCCGGUAGUACUUGUAAUCCCGUUCUCCGAUUGAUGGGGAAAAAUCUAAUGGUGGUGAAUAAACAAGAAAAUAUCUCGCCCCCUCAGAUUGAGUACCGCCCCCAUAAUCAUCAUCCACAAACACGUAAGCACGACGUGCAGCACUUUGAUUAUUGCACUUCCUUCGAAUAUGGUUCGAGAGUCCAUACUAACUUCGGCACACCAGAAUAUUCCCCACAUGAGCAUCCAUCAAGAACCAUGCUUUCUAGCAAGAGCUUUGGUGGAGGGUCGAAUUAUGAUUUUACCCCUGAUCGACGAAUCGGCACUCCCAUUAGGUACGAAGUUGCGGGAAAUGAAUCGAGGAAUACUGUCAAUAAUACAUUCUUUAGCUAUCAGAAUCGGUCGUGUGAUUAUCCAAUCCAUAGCGGAUCUCGAAUAUUUCGGAAUGCAAAUGAACAAAGGCCGCCUUUUGAGGUGAAUUGGAAUCGCACUUGAAAUCUUUCGGUGUAUAUUUUCUCGUACAAUGUUGUUGUUGUGUUUAUUGUCGAAGUUUUACGGGAUAUCUGACUUGCGUAAUUAUAUAUAUAUCGAUGGCUAGAGUAAUCCUAGGUAAAGAAAGAAGCUCUUUAUUAGAGGUGUUGUAAGAGAAAUUCUUGAAUAAUGAGUUAAACCCUUUUGAUAUUUUUAUUU